UUCAAACUAUGUUGUGCAGUUUAUAAACUUACACCUAAUAUACUUCUGUGUUGAAUCUUUAAAUUGUAUCUUAGUGUUUUGCGCUCUCAAUUAUAAUGUUAUUUAUGUGUUUUGUUUACACAUGUCAUUAGAAACCUACCUUUUAUGAGUUAGAAACUGACAGCAGUUUUUGCGAAUUAAUUUUACGUGCCGUGCAGAGUUAGCAAAGGGACAGUCUGCUCACUUCACAGAAGAACAUGUAAUACUUGCAGACUGUCUGUGCAAUACAAGGCCACCAUAAAUUACGAACUUCUUCAGAUACUGUCUACAAACAGAGUUACUAAUGUGUAUCAACUUUCUUAUAGACAAGCAUGGCUAUGCAGCUCUUAGAUUUUCUCAUGUGUAAGCUGAGCAACAGCAUUACUUGCACAGAUUUCAGUGCUUGAGUUUGAUUUUGCUUAGGAGAUGGGGGCUGCUUCUCUUGUUGUAUUCGUAAAUAACACAGGUACUUUGCAACUAUAAAGCUGAUACUAACUGGGUAGUUUUUCAAAAGAUGAUGAUAUGACCUGGGAGAAUCUAAAGCCUCAUGUCUCCUAUCUUAAAGACAAAUAGAGUUCAGCAUUAGAAGGUUUCUAAAGAUUUUAUUACUGGUUGAACAUGAUACUUUGUUAACAUCUUCAGUUUCUAAAUCUACUUUUUCAUUUCAAAUCUGUCAUAACUUAGUAAGAUGCGUGUAGCUGUUCCUAUAGCUUUCCAUUAGACCAUCUUCAAAUAAUGUAAAAUGGCUAACUGAAUUUGGAGGUUUUGGGUAUACUUUCUUACAGCAGACCAAGAUACUCUUUCAUACUAAGAUACAGGGUAGUUUUUUUCAUAUUAGUAUAUGGGAGCAUAUUUGUACAUCAUUGCUAUCUUUUUUCCAGCUAGAGUUUAAUUAGCUAAAAUAGUUUGUUUACUGUCAAGAUUAUUGUGAUGCGGUAAGCAUACUUUUGGAGUAAAAGUGAGUAAUGUUUAAACCCAAGAGUCCUUAAAUUUUAAAAUAUUAGAAGUCAUAUCUUUAAGUAUAACUGCUUUGAUUCAUGUGGGUUUGGUAUAGAGUGAACUGAAAAAAAAUGCUUCUUAUUUAGGCUCUUACUUUCUCCAAUGUUCAAGAAUCCACAGGCAUACCUUGUGUUGCAUGAGUACUGUUGUGAUUAAAAUUGUAGAUAAUGCAAAAACUAGGUUCGUGCCAACACUUACACCUGCCCAUUAGUUAAAUGAUAGUUUUCAGAUGACAACAUUUGGUAAAACUAAUUUGCUUGUCAUGUUCUGUUGUUCUGUUUCCACGACUGACUUGCGGCACAGAGUGUGCUUUUAAUCUCAGUCUUUGUUCCAAAACUGAGUUUAGUCCCUCCUGUGGGUCUCCCAGAUGUUGCAGAACAGUUUUUCUUUGGUCGGUGGCUUCACAGGUCAGUUCAUCUUCUGGGACCCAUCCCUGCCUUCUGGUUAAGGAAUCUAUGCACACAUACAGGAUGACUCAACAGAGGGAUGGAUGUUCAGAUACCAGAAAGGUGCUGGUAACUUGACAGGAACUUCCACAUUCUUUGGAGGGACCUACUGUACGUGAGACCUUUCAGGAAACUGUGCAGUUUGAAUACAUCAAAUCGUUCCAGUAUCUGAAACUUUCGUGAUGAAGAGAGCUAGGCAGAAGGUUGUGGUUGAAAAGGAAGCUCCUCAAACAUCACAGAAAAGCAAAAAACAGAAAACUUGUUUAUAUGGCUCAGUGUUUGGUGAAUCUGACUUGCACACCUCAAUGGACUGGGGAAGCCUUCCGCACCAUGUUAUUCUGCGUAUUUUUCAGUUUCUACCUUUAGUAGAUCGAGCCAGGGCAUCUUCUGUUUGUCGAAGGUGGAAUGAAAUUUUUCAUAUCCCAGAUCUCUGGAGGAGAUUUGAAUUUGAACUUAGCCAGCCAGCUACUUCUUACUUAAAGUCUACACAUCCUGAUCUCAUUCAGCAGAUUAUCAAGAGGCAUGCUGAUCAUCUGCAGUACGUCAGCUUCAAGGUUGAUAGCAGUACUGAGUCAGCAGAAGCAGCCUGUGACAUCCUUUCUCAGUUGGUGAACUGUUCUAUCAAGACACUGGGUUUGAUUUCUACAGCAAAACCAAGCUUCAUGAAUGUCUCUAAGGCCCAUUUUGCUUCAGCACUGACAGUAGUUUUUGUAAACUCCAAGUCAUUAUCAUCAAUCAAGAUAGAUGACACACCACUUGAUGAUCCUUCCUUGAAGGUUCUUGUUGCUAACAAUAGUGAUACUCUAAAACUGCUAAAAAUGAGCAGCUGUCCUCAUGUAUCACCUGCUGGAAUUCUUUGUGUUGCUGACCAGUGUCAUGGACUUAAGGAGCUGGCUUUGAACUACUACAUAUUAAGUGAUGAACUGCUGCUGGCUCUUUCAAGUGAAAAACAUGUUGAUCUUGAACACCUUCGCAUAGAUGUUGUGAGUGAAAAUCCUGGACAAGUUCAAUUUCACACUAUUAAAAAGCAAAGCUGGGAUGCUUUUGUUAAACACUCCCCCAAAGUCAACAUCGUGAUGUAUUUCUUCUUAUAUGAAGAAGAAUUUGAUGCUUUCUUCAGAGAGGAAACCCCUGUUACACACCUUUACUUUGGUCGUGCAGUAAGCAAAGCAAUGUUAGGUCGUAUUGGCAUGAAUUGCCCAAGGUUAAUUGAGUUGGUUGUGUGUGCUAAUGGACUUCAACCUUUGGACGACGAACUUAUUCGGAUUGCUGAGCGCUGUAAGAACUUAACAGCAAUGGGACUUGGUGAAUGUGAAGUAACUUGCAGAGGUUUUAUUGAAUUUGUAAAGAUGUGUGGGGGCAGGCUUACCCAGCUUUCUAUAAUGGAGGAGGUACUGAUUCCAGAUAGUGAUUAUAGCUUAGAUCGCCUUCAUUUGGAAGUCUCCAAACACCUUGGAAGAAUGUGGUUUCCUGAUAUGAUGCCAACGUGGUAAAUUCUCUACAUUUUUCAGUAAAAUGGUAGAAUCAGGGUGUUGCUUUCUAUGCAAAUAAAAAAUUUAAAAAUGAAAUGUGAGAAUUUAUUUCCAGAUUUGAGUUUUUCUACCAUGAGAACCUCUAGUAGUGUAACAGCAAAACAUUCUAGAAUGUUAAUGGUAUAUUGAAAUAGAAAAUAGAUUAAGUGUACUUAACACUUCUGAAAGUAUGUCUGUGGUUUACAGGUGCUUCAAACUUCAGUGAACUUGGGCUUCUCUGAGCUUCAGUUUAAAUAUUCCAUUCACAUUAAAGUUGGUUGGGUUUUUUGGCAUUUUUUAAAUGUCUUUGUUUAGUCUUUCUGAUGUAUUUAGAAGAGGACUAGAGAAACUUUUUUCCUUAAGCAAAUCCGUCUUUAUGGGAAGCUGGAUACAACUUUGAGUUCAGUAUUAUUUGUCAUGAUGUUCUAUGCAGCUAUUUUUCAAAAUAUUCAUGUUAUAAAUGUAAAAGCUUGUACAUUAAAAUACACUAGCCCAGGUUACUCAAAUAUAGUCUAGCUUAAACUCAUGGCAGUGUAUUAAAAUGUUGUGGUAAAUAAGCUUAUGCUUACAAAAAACUUCCAGUUUUAAAUUGCACUUUAAAUAAUUUUGUCAGAUUAGCUACACUGUAGAGACUACAUUGUACAGUAUGUUGUUUUUCUGUCUUACGCAUUAAAUUGAUGGGGAAGAGACCUUGUUAAAAUUAAUGGAUUUAAAAGUUUGGAUCUAGAUUGAUUGGGUGAAUGACAAAGCGCUUUGGAAACUGUGGAGUAUAAGGAAUAGCUUCUGGAUUUGGGAGAGUUCAAGUCUUUGAUUACAAAGAUUGAUGUCUGAAUGCUGUUCCAUGCUUUCAUUUUUAAGAGAUAAGAAGAAUCUCAUAAAUGUGGCUAGUGAGAAGGAAGGAUCAAAUGGAAUACAGUUGUCUUUGAUCGCUUUCUAUCUGGAAUUAAGGAUUUAGAGCACUUAAUAAAUAAAUUGUUUGUCAGUUAAGAGGCCAAAAUAGCCUGUAGUAAUCUUGCCUGUAUCUCACAGAGCUGUGCUGUAAGCCCCAGUUCCUAGAGUAAGGGUUGCUGGAGGUGAUCCUGAAAUUUUUAAUUCAGGACUGUUUAAUACUUGUUGCUAUUAAUUGGUUUUUGAGGAAGAAGAUUUUAUUUCUUGAUUUUUCUUUAAAGGGGGAAGGAAUGGUGAGUUGAUGUGAAUUACAGUGUUUUUGUGUUGACAUUUUGUGCACUGUAAACUGAAAUGCAUUGUAUACAAAUUUUGCUGUAAUUACUUUCAUGCUGUAGUUGUUCUGUCUUCCUAUUUAUAAUGAGAAGUCUACAUUUGAUUUGAUGGUGGUAUAUGUCACAUCAGAUAAAAUGGCAGUUUCUUCCACACUUAUACUUCUUUACUGCAAAAAUAACAGCUAACGGCUGUUAAUAACAGCUUAAACCACCAUUGUCUUGGACAGACUUGUUCCCAGUUGCAAGCUAAAGGCUUUAAGAUAACAUGUAAUGCCUGUCUGAAUCAGUAAUGCAUUAUUGCCUGUUGCACAGUUAAGAAGCAUUUGACUCUGGUUACUAGCACCUGUUACCCAAGCACUUGCUUCCAUAAUCAAGGGGAUUAUAAUUGUUUUUUAAACAAAAGACUGAAAUAUUUCUAAACAGUAUUUGGUUUAAGAUGUGUGGUUUGCUUUAAAUGUAAACAUAAUAAAGUGAUCUAAUAUGUGCACUGA
Aquila chrysaetos chrysaetos is the source of this 4685-nucleotide messenger RNA. Its product is annotated as F-box/LRR-repeat protein 21-like. Lineage: Eukaryota; Metazoa; Chordata; Aves; Accipitriformes; Accipitridae. Bases 1646 to 2956 code for a protein of 436 amino acids. The record is from RefSeq and is a predicted model, not a curated record. The transcript has 5 exons. Gene Ontology annotation, biological process: G2/M transition of mitotic cell cycle; SCF-dependent proteasomal ubiquitin-dependent protein catabolic process; regulation of cell cycle. Gene Ontology annotation, molecular function: protein binding. Gene Ontology annotation, cellular component: SCF ubiquitin ligase complex; cytosol; nucleus.